AUGGACGCUAUAAAGGCCAGCGUCAACGAACUUAUCCGCAACCCCGACCUCGCCCCUCUCUUUGCCAUUCUCAAAGGCGCUCGCAAUGGUGCUGUAUACGGCGCCAAAGUCAGAUUUCCACAUGCACUGGUGAUGAUAUUUUUGUUUCGGUCCGGAAGUCUAAAGAAGAAGAUAUGGAUGGUAUUAAACGCCACGAGGACGCAUGCACGAAACCUCGCCUACUUCGCCGUUGUCUACAAGUCGUCCAUGUGGGCGUUGAAAUAUAUUGGCCCUACCGGCUGGGGUAAGGAGGGCCCAUACGAUACCUUUCUCGCCGGGCUAUUAGGCGGAUACCUUGUCUUUGGAAGAUCUCCCGGAGAUGUCAGUUUACAAAUUGUCAUCUACGUGUUUGCACGAGUGAUGCUGGCUCUUGGACGGCUCUCCAUAGCGCCAAACCAACAUCCAUUAUCAUUCCUCAUCACACCCAAGGCUCGAGAAAAGAUAAGUGAUGCCGCCUGGCCAUGUUUCGCCAGCUUAAGUUGGGCGAUGGUCAUGUAUAUCUUCCGCUGGCAUCCAGAAGUUAUCCAGAACAGUCUGCGGAGUAGCAUGACAUAUAUCUAUACGGAUUCCGACCAUUUUGAUUCUAUCGAUACGCUGCUACUCCGGAAUAAAUAA
Messenger RNA from Microsporum canis CBS 113480, 654 nucleotides. Its product is annotated as peroxisomal membrane protein 4. Lineage: Eukaryota; Fungi; Ascomycota; Eurotiomycetes; Onygenales; Arthrodermataceae. The record is from RefSeq and is a predicted model, not a curated record. Gene Ontology annotation, cellular component: peroxisomal membrane. The transcript is spliced from 6 exons. Bases 1 to 654 code for a protein of 217 amino acids.